AUAAAUUAGCGAAAUCGGCAAUAGUGAUGUUUCACAUCUACUGCAUUUUGGCUCCAAUGAUUAAAGCAUUGUUUACAUCAGCUCUCCGGAUUCUUUGUCUGUCUUUUACUGUAGGCAUAUUUGCGAUGCUUGUGAAGCCGGGAAUCUUUCGGCAUAUCAUAUGCCGCAACAGUGUAUAUCCACGCAGCAACGUCCAGCGCUUCCCCGUGCCAGAUGAGUUCGUCUUUUGGGCAGAGAAUUAUGCAGAGUAUGCCCCGCCUUUCUACACAGCGCCGCACAUAGGUGGCCAGAGCUGGGCAGAUACUCCACUGCCAAGUGAUGGGGCUCCACCGCAGUGGAACCAUAAUGAUGGACAAGUAAAUCGUGUUUCAUUUCAUGGUGAUUAUCAAAUCAAAGAUGGACUGCCACAAAACCCCAUUGGGCGCACUGGGCUGCGUGGGCGUGGGUUACUGGGCAGGUGGGGCCCUAAUCAUGCAGCAGAUCCCAUAGUAACGCGCUGGAAACGGGAUGAAAAUGGCAAAGUUGUCAGUAGCUCAAUCAGUGGCAAAAAAAUACUACAGAUGGUUGUCAUACAGCGCUCGGACAAUAAGCUUUGGGCGAUUCCCGGUGGCAUGGUGGAUCCCGGGGAGAAUGUGAGCGUGACGCUCAAGCGCGAGUUUACCGAAGAGGCGCUAAAUUUCUCCGACAAGGGCAACAUGGUCGAACAGUUCUUUCAGCACGGCGAACACAUAUACAAUGGUUACGUGGAUGACUUCCGUAAUACCGACAAUGCGUGGAUGGAAACGACAGCAUUGAAUUUUCACGAUGAGAACGGUACCAAAGUUGGACAGCUGCAGCUGGAGGCUGGUGAUGAUGCCACAAAUGUGCGUUGGACAGAUAUAGAUGCGAGACUGAAAUUACAUGCUAAUCAUGUCGAUAUUGUUAAGGAAGUAGUUAUUAAGCAAGAUGCACAUUGGUAGUUGAAUAAUACAGGACUGG
Molecule: messenger RNA, 978 nt
Organism: Drosophila busckii
Lineage: Eukaryota; Metazoa; Arthropoda; Insecta; Diptera; Drosophilidae
Product: ADP-ribose pyrophosphatase, mitochondrial
Exons: 2
Coding region: 27-959 (310 amino acids)
Molecular function (GO): ADP-ribose diphosphatase activity
Source: RefSeq, a predicted model, not a curated record